Messenger RNA from Bicyclus anynana (squinting bush brown), 871 nucleotides. Its product is annotated as histidine-rich glycoprotein-like. The transcript has a single exon. The coding region runs from base 17 to 757 and encodes 246 amino acids. NCBI's taxonomy places the organism in Eukaryota, Metazoa, Arthropoda, Insecta, Lepidoptera, Nymphalidae. The record is from RefSeq and is a predicted model, not a curated record.
CGAUACAGUGACAAUCAUGAGGAGUGCAUUGCUGUGCUGUGUCGUGCUGGCGGCGGUGGCGUACGCCAGCUGCCGGGAGGUGCCCCGGGAGAAGCGCGAGGCUGACCUGGAGCCGGCCGCGUCCGACAAGGGCGGCAAGUGGGACAAGGGUGGUGGCCACGAGCAUCACGAGCACCACCACCACGACCACGGUGAGAAAGGGCACAAGGGCUACAAGGGCCACCAUCACCACGAGCACGGCAAAAAGGGCCACCACCACCACGAAGGCCACAAAGGCCACCACGACGAGCACGGCGGCCACAAGAAGCACCACCACCACGACGACGGACACCAUCACGAACAUCACCACGGGGAAAAGGGUCACAAAGGGCACGGUCACCAUGAGGAGGGACAUUACCACAAAGGACACUCCACUAAAGGACAUCAUGGAGUGCACAAAAACGACGAAUUCAAGAAGGAGAAACACUUCCACGACCACCAUCACGAAGGCGGCCAUCACGAACACCAUGGAGGACACCACGAGGAGCACGGACACAAGAAGGGUGGCGGCCACCACAAAGGCCACAAGCACGGCGGACACCACCACCACGAACACGGCAAAAAGGGCCACCACGAGAAGGGAGGACACCAUCACGACCACAAGGACCAUCACGAUGAGGGCGGUCAUCACGAGCAUCAUCAUCAUCACCAUGAUCACGGGAAGAAGGGCGGCCACGAGGACCACAAGCACUGGGGCUACAAGAAGGGACACAAAUAAGCUCCUCGCCGAGCCAAUGACUGCGUUUUGUACAAUAACUGCUAAUAUGCCAUUAACUAGGAUUUCAUUAAUUUAAGUUUUGUUAAGUGUUUUCGUUAGUAUUGUUAUAUUGAC